AAGACGCACUGUGUAUCUUUGUCUCUACUCGAUUAUGUCCAUCGUGUAUUGGGGAAUCCGCCACCUUCCGACACGUGGCCCUGUAUCAUGGAAUCUUUUUACUAUGGGCAGCUAAUUAGCACCAGAAUCUCACACCCCCACAAAAGAACGAAAAUCUCUCAAUCGGUCACCUUGGAACUAUCUUCCUAGUCCUUUGCGUGCAACAACCAUGUUCAAUCGGUCAUGCAACGCCCAUUUUUCACUUGUCAUUUGAGGUGACUGCCUCAUUGUUCCACAUCACUGUGUUAUAAAGAAAUCGCAUUGGGUCACUAUGUCACGAUUUCGAUGCCUCCGAGAUGUUGAUUGGCGAUGGAUUUUUGUUUCCCAUGUGUUAAUUAGGCCGGUUCGAUCGGCGGGGAUUUGUCCUAUCUUUAAUCUGUGGCAUUACAUUUGUUCAUUAUUAUAAAUGAUUGAUGCACGCCUCGGUCGUUAUAUAUAAAGGGCUCUUCAUUUGUGUUAUCGCACUCCUACCCCAAUUCUCAACUUGUUAGCAAAGCUCGCUUCAAGUGUACUUGGAUCAUGGGGUUGGAUGAAGAAGUGGCAGCGGCCAAUGAACUGGCUUACCAGCCCAUGAAGAAUUCAAGACAAGGUGGAUUCAAGGCCACCUAUUUCAUAUUUGCCAUGAUGUUCCUGGACAACAUAGGAUUUGUGGCUAACAUGGUGAGCAUGGUUUUGUACUUCAUGUUUGUCAUGAACUUCGACCUCUCCGGCUCCUCCACCACCACGACCAACUAUCUAGGAACCGUGUUCUUGCUGACCCUUGUCGGUGGGUUCAUCUCGGACACCUACAUGAGUCGUCUCAACACCGCCCUCCUCUUCGGCGCUAUUGAGCUCGCGGGAUAUCUGUUGGUGAUCAUCCAAUCCCACUACAAGAACCUCCAACCCGCACCGUGUGCGGAAUCCACGUGCGUUCAUGGCUCAAAGGCUCUCUUGUUCUACAUAUCGUUAUGCCUUCUGGCCCUUGGAGGAGGAGGCGUAAGAGGCUCAAUCCCUGCGCUUGGGGCUGACCAGUUCGACCACCGCAACCCGAAGGAGAAGAAGGACAUUGCCAGUUUCUUCAACUGGUUCUUGCUCAGCAUCACCAUUGGAGCCACCAUCGGAGUGACCUUCGUGGUCUAUUUGAGCACGGAGGUGAGGUGGGAUGUCGGAUUUGCGGUCUCGCUCUGUUGUUCCUUUUUCGGGCUUGUGUUCCUGGCCACGGGGAAGAGGUUUUAUAGGGUCCGUGUGCCCGGAGAGAGCCCCCUAUUGAGUAUCCUUCAGGUUUUGGUGGUGGCAGUGAAGAACUGGAGAAAAGAGGCGCCCAAAGCCGCAGACGAGCUGUACGAGCUGCGAGAUCGCAAGUCCAUGAGGAGAGGAGAGCUCAUCCCCCACACUCCUCAAUUCGGGUUUUUGGACAAAGCAGCAAUCCUCCCCAAGGGCACAGACCCAGCAAAAUGGAAGGUGUGCACAGUGACUCAAGUGGAGGAAGUCAAGAUCCUGACCAGGAUGAUGCCAAUCUUCCUAAGCACCAUUCUCAUGAACACAUGCCUUGCCCAAUUGCAGACCCUCUCGGUCCAACAAGGCACCCUCAUGAACACAAAACUCGGCCACUUCCGAGUCCCUCCGGCCUCCAUCCCGGUCAUCCCUCUAGUCUUCAUGUCCAUUCUCAUCCCCAUCUAUGAGUUCGCCUUCAUCCCUGUCAUCCGGAGGUUCACGGGCCACCCGAAUGGGAUCACUCACCUUCAGAGGGUCGGGGUCGGGCUUGUCCUCGCAGCCAUCUCCAUGGGCAUCGCCGGGCUUGUGGAGGUCAAGAGGAAGCACGAGCUCCUCCGACAUGACCACAGGAUCAGCCUCUUCUGGCUCUCGAUCCACUAUGCGGUCUUCGGGAUCGCCGACAUGUUCACAUUCGUGGGCCUGCUGGAGUUCUUCUACAGCGAGGCCCCCCUGGGCAUGAGGUCGCUCUCAACCUCCUUCUCCUGGCUUUCUCUGUCGAUCGGGUACUACCUGAACUCGGCGUUCCUUGGGCUCAUCGAGACGGUGACCAAGAGAAUGGGCAAGAGCAAGAAAGGCUGGCUACAAGGGAGGGACCUGAACGCGAACCACGCGGAGCGGUUCUACUGGUUCCUGGCCAUCCUCAGUGUGCUCAACUUUGUGAAUUACUUGUUCUGGGCAAACUGGUACAAGUACAAGGACAAUGUGCUUGGGGAUGAGGAGAUGCUUCUCAGAGCGGGGCCUAAUAACAACGGCGCCACAAACGACUCGAUCUCUACUAGCGUGAGCUUUGUUUCUCGGACUCAAGAUUUCUCCGCGACCCCAGAGAAAGAAGCAGAGAGGACAUCGAACUAGAGGGAACUGACGCAAUUUUCGGACUGCUCAUGAUUUCGUGAUGAACUAAAGACUGCACUAGGAUCUGGUGCUGUAUAAGGGUAGCGAAUGAAAUGCCAUGUUGACAGGGUUUUUAAGAGUACAUGUGAGAGCAAGCUAUCCUGCAAUCCGACCUGUCAUCUGCUCCCCAAAUUUGGGA
This is a messenger RNA of Rhodamnia argentea, 2542 nucleotides long. RefSeq names its product protein NRT1/ PTR FAMILY 4.5-like. Bases 559 to 2364 code for a protein of 601 amino acids. The transcript is spliced from 7 exons. Gene Ontology annotation, biological process: transmembrane transport. Gene Ontology annotation, cellular component: membrane. The record is from RefSeq and is a predicted model, not a curated record. Gene Ontology annotation, molecular function: transmembrane transporter activity. NCBI's taxonomy places the organism in Eukaryota, Viridiplantae, Streptophyta, Magnoliopsida, Myrtales, Myrtaceae.